AUGCUGGCGGGCGGGAAUAGGGUAUCAGGACCCAGAGACCCCUCCCUGCCCGCUGCGCGCCUCCAGAGGCCCCGCCUGCAUCCACAGGUCCUCCACCAACUGUGCGCCCCUGGUAUCUACAGCACCCCCUUCCCUGGAGACGUGCGCCACCUGCGUCUCCCUUCCCGAGCAGAGACCCCCUUGCCCAGAUCGUGCUGUGGGCCCGGAGGACGACAGCCCUACCUGUCUGUCACCAGCAGUCCCCGAGCGCCCGCUGCUCUGUUCGGGCCUCUCCAGCAGCAACUCGCUUCCGCCGGGGCCGGCCCGCCCCUCGGCCGUGACGUUAGGGGCGGGGUCUCUUCGGGCACCGCCCCCUCCGCCAACGUGGACAGGGCGGGGCCUGGUGAGGGCCCGGGAGCACAAACUACGGCCUGCGGAGCCGAGGACAGGGGGCGCACCGCGGACGCUCCCACCGAGGCGGGCGCCGACCUCCCGAACUGGACCCUCGGGAGCGCCAGGGUGCCGAGGAAGCAGGAUUUUCUGUGUGAAGAACCCAUCACUCACCGUCUUAUGGAAGGCUGUAGGCUGGGAGAGGCUGAAGGACUGGCCCAGAGUCAGCAGCAGGAAGGCCGUCUGACCAGCGCCUCCAGAGAGCUCCCCAAAGCCAGCAGGAGCGCCCACGGUCAGGCUUCACUCCAUCGUCCACCUGCUCUAUGAAAGGGGGCUUAAAAUCCCAUCCUUGAGACCGCCAGGGCCUGGAGCAGGGGGGUCAUCCUCCCCAGGCUUCAUGGCUGGCUGGGCCUCGUGUCCAGGACUGGGGGGCUUCCUCUGGAGAGGGCAGGCACUCAGGGACUGAGGGCUUUGAGGGCAGGGCAGGGUGAGCAGGCGGGUGCCCGCCUGUCGUUCCUGGGGUGCUGGUGGGCAGGGGAUCCCUGCCCACAAAGGCUCCCAAGAGGCAGCUGCCCCCGGAACUCGGGUUGGCCUGCCCUUGGGGUCACGUCCCCGGCCCCCUCUGGCCUCUGGAGUCAACCUGCUGGGCUCGAAGAGAGCUCUGCCACCGGGAGGUGUGGCCUGGAGAAGGCGUUUCCCCUUCUGUGCCUCACUUUCCUCACGAGGUUCCCGCACAGCCUUGGGACACUGUGUGCACAGAACACACAGUCAGGUCCAGCUGGGCCUUCCCCGGGGACCCCACACGCUGCUCCCACACCACCUUCUGCCGUGGUGACAGAUGCUGCCUGGGGCUGGGGCCGGGCCACCUGCGUGUGUUCCCCACCUGGAGAGCAACAUGACUCCUGGGAACCCUUCGGGAGAAGUGGUCCGGGCUCAGAUCCUGCCCAGUGAUGACCUCUGACCCUGCCAACCUGCUAGGCCCCCCAGAGUGUGUCCAGUGCUAGAACGAGCAGCCCCACGGAUCCCACUCCUGGGCAGAGGUCUGGGAGGCGGGCUGGGCUUGGCGAUGGUCCCAGGGGCCUCUGGGACCGUCUGGCUCUGGCUGGUUGGCUGGGAGUGGCUGUGCUGCCCAGGCCUCCGCCCAGCCAGUGGGAUGGGGAGCAGGUGAACCGCGCUGACCGAGACAGCAGUGACCUCUUUAUUUCCAGCUGGGUGAGUGGUUGCCCAGGGGCCUGUAACAGUCAGGGCGGGCAGGUGGGGGGGCUACCGGCAGGCUCCGACCCUUGGCUUCACACCGACCCUGAAGGGGCUGAGCGGGGGAGGGGAUUCUCCAG
Molecule: messenger RNA, 1703 nt
Organism: Mesoplodon densirostris (Blainville's beaked whale)
Lineage: Eukaryota; Metazoa; Chordata; Mammalia; Artiodactyla; Ziphiidae
Exons: 2
Coding region: 1-696 (231 amino acids)
Source: RefSeq, a predicted model, not a curated record